AUGGAUAGUCAUAGGCGACGAUGCGCCAUCUCAGGCUUGUCGCAGGAUGCUGCUAUUUCAAUAAUAGCAUCAUUGUACGGGCAUAAUUGUCUGCCGUUGAUUUUCAGAGAGAUAUACGAUCGUUAUAAAGCUUCUUCAAAGGGAAAGAUAGAUGUUCAUACAAGAUUAAUGAAAAAUUACAAAGAUAUUCCUUCAUGGUGGUUUUACUCUCUUCUUGUGGUGACUAUUGCGGUCUCUCUUGCACUCUGCAUCUUCAAGAAAAGUGAGGUUCAGUUGCCUGUUUGGGGACUUCUAUCUGCAGCUGCUCUUGCUUUUAUAUUUACUCUUCCAAUCAGCAUCAUCACUGCAACCACAAAUCAGACACCAGGACUAAAUAUUAUCACAGAGUAUAUUAUGGGCAUAAUAUAUCCUGGAAGACCAAUAGCAAAUGUCUGUUUCAAGGUAUAUGGCUACAUGAGCAUGGCUCAAGCAAUCUCCUUUCUUAGCGACUUCAAGCUUGGUCAUUAUAUGAAGAUCCCUCCAAGAUCAAUGUUCUUAGUUCAGUUCCUCGGAACAAUCAUUGCAGGUACAAUUAAUAUAGGUGUCGCAUGGUGGCUUCUGCAUUCUAUUGACCACAUAUGCCAAGCGGAUAAGCUCCCGCCAAACAGUCCCUGGACAUGUCCCAACGAUCGUGUCUUCUUUGAUGCAUCGGUCAUCUGGGGCCUUGCGAGUCCAAAGAGGAUUUUCGGCGAACGUGGAAACUAUUCAGCAAUGAACUGGUUCUUUCUCGGAGGAGCAUUGGGGCCAUUUGUUGUUUGGGGGUUCCACAAGGCAUUCCCUAAGCAAUCUUGGAUUCCCCUCAUUAACCUUCCCGUACUCCUCGGAGCAACUGCUUUUAUGCCACCAGCAACUGCAUUGAACUACAAUUCUUGGAUUCUGGUCGGGACAGUUUUCAACUUUUUCGUGUACAGAUAUCGGAAGAAGUGGUGGCAAAGAUAUAACUAUAUACUUUCAGCAGCCUUAGAUGCUGGUGUUGCUUUCAUGACUGUGUUGAUCUACUUCACUCUGGGGUUGGAGAAUAAAAACAUAAAAUGGUGGGGUGCUAAUGAUCCUGAGCAUUGUGAACUUGCCACUUGUCCUACUGCCAAGGGCAUAUCAGUUGACGGUUGCCCAACAUUUUAAUUUCUACAUUAUAUUUGCACGUGUUGUUUGAAAUUUGAAAUUAUAUAUUGGUCGAAUAUCCACGAAACAGAUUUGAUGAAGAAUUGCUUUAACGAAAGAAAUUGUUUAUAGUAGAUUUUGUACAUGCAAUGUGCUGUAUUCUUGCU
Molecule: messenger RNA, 1307 nt
Organism: Olea europaea var. sylvestris
Lineage: Eukaryota; Viridiplantae; Streptophyta; Magnoliopsida; Lamiales; Oleaceae
Product: oligopeptide transporter 4-like
Exons: 4
Coding region: 1-1161 (386 amino acids)
Biological process (GO): transmembrane transport
Molecular function (GO): oligopeptide transmembrane transporter activity
Source: RefSeq, a predicted model, not a curated record